Messenger RNA from Condylura cristata (star-nosed mole), 5283 nucleotides. It is a transcript of the gene KIF5C, whose product is annotated as kinesin family member 5C. Bases 385 to 3258 code for a protein of 957 amino acids. Gene Ontology annotation, molecular function: ATP binding; microtubule motor activity; microtubule binding. Gene Ontology annotation, biological process: microtubule-based movement. The record is from RefSeq and is a predicted model, not a curated record. NCBI's taxonomy places the organism in Eukaryota, Metazoa, Chordata, Mammalia, Eulipotyphla, Talpidae. The transcript is spliced from 27 exons.
GGCCUGGCGCGCUGGUGCUGAUGCAGGAUGGCUGAACGCACGGGAACCCGGGAGGUCUGAGCCCCGCGAGGCUCGCUCCCUGCGCAUCGCCUUGUCCGCCCGCCGCGUGGUCGCGGGCCGGUGCGCCGGGGGCGCCGCGCGGGGCCGGGGAAGGCAGGUCUGCAGCCCGUCGGCCCGAAGGCUAAUAGGCUACCCUCAUACUGGGUCUCGGCAGCGACGGGUGCUGCCCAGCCCGCCGAGUUUGCGAUGACCUGCUGAGCAGCGCUGCCGGAGGCUGCGGGAGGUGGCUUCGCAGCGGUCGGUGCAGUUCGCGGCCUCCUCUUUCUUGGUGCACAGCCCCGACCCCCCACCCAUUCCCGCGCCCCCUCCCUGCUGCGGGUGGAGAUGGCGGAUCCAGCUGAAUGCAGCAUCAAAGUGAUGUGCCGGUUUCGGCCUCUCAAUGAAGCGGAGAUCCUCCGCGGGGACAAAUUCAUCCCCAAAUUUAAAGGCGAUGAGACCGUGGUGAUUGGGCAAGGGAAGCCAUAUGUCUUUGACAGAGUGCUGCCUCCCAGCACAACCCAAGAGCAGGUUUACAAUGCGUGUGCAAAGCAAAUUGUCAAAGAUGUCCUUGAAGGCUAUAAUGGGACAAUUUUUGCGUAUGGACAGACUUCAUCAGGAAAAACGCACACCAUGGAGGGGAAGCUGCAUGACCCUCAGCUCAUGGGGAUCAUCCCCAGGAUUGCACACGACAUCUUUGACCAUAUCUAUUCCAUGGAUGAAAACCUGGAGUUUCACAUCAAGGUUUCCUAUUUUGAGAUCUACUUGGACAAAAUCAGGGACCUACUUGAUGUAUCUAAGACAAACUUGGCUGUUCAUGAAGAUAAAAAUAGAGUCCCGUAUGUAAAGGGGUGCACCGAGCGGUUUGUGUCGAGCCCUGAGGAAGUCAUGGAUGUGAUAGAUGAAGGCAAAGCAAACCGCCAUGUGGCUGUAACAAACAUGAAUGAGCACAGCUCUAGAAGUCACAGUAUCUUCCUGAUUAAUAUUAAACAAGAGAAUGUAGAGACUGAAAAAAAACUCAGUGGGAAGCUUUAUCUAGUUGAUUUGGCUGGAAGCGAAAAGGUCAGCAAAACCGGUGCCGAGGGAGCUGUUCUCGACGAAGCUAAAAAUAUCAAUAAGUCUUUGUCUGCUCUUGGAAAUGUGAUCUCUGCUUUGGCAGAAGGGACAAAAACACACGUGCCAUACCGGGACAGCAAGAUGACUCGGAUUCUUCAGGACUCUCUGGGUGGGAACUGUAGAACCACCAUUGUUAUAUGUUGUUCUCCGUCUGUCUUCAAUGAAGCCGAGACUAAGUCAACGCUGAUGUUUGGGCAAAGAGCUAAGACUAUCAAGAACACAGUCUCUGUGAACCUGGAACUGACAGCAGAAGAGUGGAAGAAGAAAUACGAAAAAGAGAAAGAGAAAAAUAAGACUUUGAAGAAUGUUAUCCAGCAUCUGGAGUUGGAGUUAAACAGGUGGAGAAAUGGAGAAGCUGUGCCUGAAGAGGAACAAAUCAGUGCGAAGGACCAGAAGACCCUGGAGCCCUGUGAUAAUACCCCCAUCAUAGACAAUAUCACUCCUGUUGUUGCUGGCAUCUCUGCAGAGGAGAAGGAAAAGUAUGAUGAGGAGAUCUCCAGUCUCUACAGGCAAUUGGAUGAUAAGGAUGAUGAAAUUAACCAGCAGAGCCAGCUGGCUGAGAAACUAAAGCAACAGAUGUUGGAUCAGGAUGAGCUUUUAGCUUCUACGAGAAGAGACUAUGAGAAGAUCCAGGAGGAGCUGACGCGUCUCCAGAUUGAAAAUGAGGCAGCCAAAGAUGAAGUAAAGGAAGUCCUCCAGGCCCUGGAGGAAUUGGCUGUCAAUUAUGAUCAGAAGUCACAGGAGGUGGAGGAUAAAACCAGGGCCAAUGAGCAGCUGACAGAUGAACUGGCCCAGAAAACGACAACACUGACAACCACACAGAGAGAGCUGAACCAGCUACAAGAGCUUAGCAACCACCAGAAAAAGAGGGCCACUGAAAUCUUGAAUUUGCUAUUGAAGGAUCUGGGGGAGAUAGGUGGAAUUAUUGGCACCAAUGACGUGAAGACUUUGGCAGAUGUGAAUGGAGUGAUCGAAGAGGAAUUCACCAUGGCCCGCCUGUACAUCAGCAAGAUGAAGUCGGAGGUCAAGUCCCUGGUAAACCGCAGCAAGCAGCUAGAGAGCGCCCAGAUGGACUCCAACAGGAAGAUGAACGCCAGUGAGCGGGAGCUGGCGGCCUGCCAGCUGCUCAUCUCCCAGCAUGAAGCCAAGAUCAAAUCGCUGACAGACUACAUGCAGAACAUGGAACAAAAGAGGAGGCAGCUGGAAGAGUCCCAGGACUCACUCAGCGAAGAGCUGGCCAAGCUCCGGGCCCAAGAAAAAAUGCAUGAAGUCAGCUUCCAGGAUAAGGAGAAGGAACACCUGACGCGACUGCAGGAUGCUGAGGAAAUGAAGAAGGCACUGGAGCAGCAGAUGGAGAGCCACCGGGAAGCUCACCAGAAGCAGCUGUCCAGACUUCGAGAUGAAAUUGAGGAGAAGCAGAAAAUCAUUGAUGAGAUUCGGGAUUUGAAUCAGAAACUGCAACUGGAACAGGAGAAGCUCAGUUCUGAUUAUAACAAGCUGAAAAUAGAGGACCAAGAGAGAGAAAUGAAACUGGAAAAGCUCUUGUUGCUCAAUGAUAAGAGAGAACAAGCCCGAGAGGACCUCAAAGGGCUGGAGGAGACCGUGUCUCGAGAACUGCAGACUCUGCACAACCUCCGUAAACUCUUCGUUCAGGAUCUGACUGCCCGGGUCAAAAAGAGCGUGGAGCUGGACAGUGAUGAUGGAGGAGGCAGUGCUGCCCAGAAGCAGAAAAUUUCUUUCCUGGAGAAUAAUCUGGAGCAGCUCACUAAAGUUCACAAACAGCUGGUCCGGGACAAUGCAGACCUGCGCUGUGAGCUGCCCAAGCUUGAGAAGCGGCUGCGUGCCACAGCGGAGAGGGUCAAGGCCCUGGAGAGUGCGCUGAAGGAGGCCAAGGAAAAUGCCAUGCGGGACCGCAAACGCUACCAGCAGGAGGUGGAUCGCAUCAAGGAGGCUGUGAGAGCCAAGAACAUGGCCAGGAGGGCUCAUUCUGCCCAGAUCGCCAAGCCUAUCCGCCCUGGACACUAUCCGGCAUCAUCGCCAACAGCCGUCCACGCCAUCCGAGGGGGAGGAGGCAGCUCUUCAAACUCCACUCACUACCAGAAAUAAAUACAAAAAAUAUGCACGGUUGCUUAUCAAGAUUACUACAUAAAUCAGAUAUGACUCUACGUAGCAUGUCAAGGACUACAUUAAUCACCAAUUCCUCUAUUUUUUCCCUCCUACACAACCCCCAUUUUCUUUUACACUCGCUUACCCGAGCCAUCUGCAGUACACCGGUUUCAGAUAUUGAGCUGUGUAGAAUUUCUGUGUGUACAGAUGUGUGCUUGGACUUUUCUCUUCCUGAGAAAAUGAAGGGGAUGAGUAAGAAGAUCGCGGGAACCAUCACCACUGAUCUGGCUUCAGGGCUUUGCGUGGUCUCUGGGUGCUCCUGCCUCUGCCCCCCAGUGCCCUACCAUGCCAUUCCCUGGAGGGAACCACCAAGAGUGGGGGCGACCGGGGACCUCAUGCUCCGCCAUGGCUCUCUGGUUUCCUGUAAAAGAAACACGUCGUUACUUUAUAUUUUUAGGGAACAAAAAAACGUGCUGCUAUAGGGUUUAAAUUUUUCAUUCUGAACACUUUUCCAAAACAAAUUACCCCAAGGAAGCAUUUUGAAUAUCCCAGUCACAUCUUUGGAUCUGUAAAAUAGACCUUUUAGUAUGGCACCCGUUAAUAUGCAAAGCAAAUUUCUUCAAUGCAGAGAAACAAUCUCGACAGUAGCAAUGUAGAAUUUGUUCAUUCAAACGCAUCUACAUGAAUGCAAAAAGUUAUAAAAUUCACCUCUGAGUGCUUGCUAUUGAACCUGCAGCAACUAAUCUCAGCCAGCCCAGUCUGAACAUCAUUCUUUCAGCUGUGUUGAAAAUGCCGCCAAGUUGGAAAAGUGAAAGUGAGGCUGCCAUCUCCUCGCUUUCUCCACCCCAACUCUUCUGGAGCUUGUAUUGGGGUUGGCCUCUUUCUCUGGGGAUCCAUCUUAAGCCUUGAAGGGGGUAUUGUUGGCAAAAUCUAGGAUCUUUCCAUCAAUUGACAAUGGAAACCCUGGGGGGAAGUAAUUGAAAACUUUCUGUGCCUAUGAAUAAGUUGCCAUAAAUAAGUUAUUUAAACCCAUCAUGCCAGACUGAGUUCUGUGGCAUCAAAUAGAUAAGUUUCCUUUUCUUAGGCAGAAUUAGAAAAAAAUCAGUGUGGAUGGAUUUUUACAUUUAGCUAUUGCUUUUUUCAAAACCAUGCAUCUAAAGCUAAAUCAACCCUUACUUCCAGUUGUACAUGUUAAAAUGAUUGAUUUUCAAGUAGUAAAGUUUUCAGGGAAACUGACAAGGGUUCAAUUAAGUUGGUCUUGUGUGCUGCUACUUGUGACAAAUUUGAGGUAAGUCAGUGACAACCAAACCAGUGAAAGCACCCAUCUUAUCAUUGUGUUUGCCCAAGAUGAGUGAGCUGGCACUGUUCCUGCUGCUGUCAAUGCUGGAAUGAAAUGCAUGCCAGGGGAGACUGGGCUUCUUCCUUGUGGCUGUGUGGAUCAAAGGUAGUUCAAGAACAUAUGUGUGAGAGAGGAUAAAGGGACAAAGUGGUAAGGACUGUGAAUUGACUUCCAGACUCUUGUAUAAAAUUUUCCCAACAAAGCAAAGCUGCUUGACUUAAUUUAUUUGUUAAAUGUUGCACUUUUUAAAAAAUGUGUGUGUUUUACUUUGGGGGAGCGAGGAGUAAGAGAGAGAGAGAGAGAGAGAGAGAAUGAAUUUUAUCGAAGUAUUUAUUUCGUAUGACAAUUUUACAUUUGUUUACAUUUUAAAAAUUCUUCUGUUUGAUAUUCUUGCAUUGUGGCCAGUACCUACCCAAUAUACAACACCUCAGUUGUUACUUUGAUUCUGCUAGAAGGAUCCUCAUAGAGCAGAUUUUGCAAACCUUAUCAGAUAAUGACAUAUGCCAUAGAUUAUAACCUUGCUGUUAACAUAUUUGCCUCUUGAAUUUAGAAUCGGGAACACUGGUCCUUGAGAGGAUUGCCAGUUAAUAAUUGUUGUGCCACAGUUGUCCUUUAUAUAACUAUAUCACUUUGUUUUGAAAUUGAACAAAGGUUAAUGACUUUUCCUUCUUUCUCUCUCUCUCUCU